UUGAAUCCACCGCCUUAUUCUCCCCAAAUACUGGAUAACCUGGACAAAUUCUCUGUUGGAACUCUUACAGUAAUCGGGCGUGAACUUGUUAGCGAACUUACGUCGAGGACGCAUAGCUUGUGCAUGUCUCUCAAGGCCGUUUCGGAACGAAAACCACCUGUUGCGGGUGAUCCUGAGCAGCUGUUGGAAUAUUGCCAGAUGCUUAUGGAUAAGCUGGUUGAAAUAAGGUUAGUUUGUCCCUAUUAUGAUAAUGAUGCGUGUAGCGCAGUGGUCAGAGGCGCCCUGCAAUACACAUGGAAUCGAUCUUCGCGCCCCAAGAUUACCAAGCUCUUUGCCCCUCCUGGGUCGGCAAAUUGCUACGAGACCUGCCCAAAAGGGUAG
Angiostrongylus costaricensis is the source of this 381-nucleotide messenger RNA. The record is from the annotation of a GenBank genome assembly. Lineage: Eukaryota; Metazoa; Nematoda; Chromadorea; Rhabditida; Metastrongylidae.